Molecule: messenger RNA, 5566 nt
Organism: Sphaerulina musiva SO2202
Lineage: Eukaryota; Fungi; Ascomycota; Dothideomycetes; Mycosphaerellales; Mycosphaerellaceae
Product: myosin-2
Exons: 3
Coding region: 290-5167 (1625 amino acids)
Biological process (GO): vesicle transport along actin filament; actin filament organization
Cellular component (GO): cytoplasm; vesicle; actin cytoskeleton
Molecular function (GO): actin filament binding; ATP binding; microfilament motor activity
Source: RefSeq, a predicted model, not a curated record
CGUUCCCAAAUACUGUACCCACGCACAACAGUGAUGCGCCUGGCCAAGCCCUGCGACACUGACCGGCUGUUCCUCGACAACUGCCGGAGCACAUUCCUUUGACCUGCUGUGUGUGUGUGUGCGCGUGUUUGUGGUUAGCGCGGCGUUACAGGAGACGGAGAAGAGGGCACACCGGCCAAACGUCCGUGAAGGGGGAGGAGACGAGCAGUGAGGACAGACGGCGGCCGCCAGCAGCAACGACCUCCCAUAUCAAUUCACCACUACCCCAACCGCCGCCGCCGCCGCCGGCAUGUCGCACGAGUAUGCGGUCGGCUCUCGCUGCUGGCAGCCUGACGCCGCCGACGGCUGGGUUGCCAGCACCGUCAAGCACAAGACCGUCGACGGCGACAAGGUCACUUUGGUCUUUGCCUAUGAUGAGCGCGAUGAUGUGCCCACGCCAGAGGACAAAACCAUUGAGACCACCCUGGACGAGCUAUCGAAAGAUGCCAUGAGCUCGACGUUACCGCCACUCAUGAACCCAGCGAUGCUCGAGGCCAGCGACGAUUUGACAAACCUGUCCCACUUGAACGAGCCUGCCGUGCUGCAGGCUAUCAAGCUGCGAUAUGCACAAAAGGAGAUAUACACCUACUCGGGCAUUGUCCUCAUCGCUACGAACCCGUUCGCACGAGUCGACUCGCUGUAUGUGCCGGGCAUGGUGCAAGUCUACGCAGGCAAGCACCGAGCCUCGCAAGCACCGCAUCUGUUCGCCAUAGCAGAAGAGUCCUUUGCGGACAUGCUGCGUAACGAGAAGAACCAGACCAUUGUGGUCUCCGGAGAGUCAGGAGCAGGUAAGACAGUCAGUGCCAAAUACAUCAUGCGCUACUUUGCUACACGAGAACCGCCCGAUCAGCCUGGCACUCGUAGUCGUGGUCGCGCAGACACUAUGAGUGAGACCGAGGAGCAGAUUCUCGCUACGAAUCCCAUCAUGGAAGCCUUCGGUAACGCGAAGACGACCCGAAACGACAACUCCUCGCGUUUCGGGAAGUACAUCGAGAUCAUGUUCAACAAAAAGACCGACAUCAUCGGCGCACGAAUACGGACGUACCUUCUCGAGCGAUCACGACUGGUGUUUCAACCGCUUAAGGAGCGGAACUACCACAUCUUCUACCAGCUCGUGGCGGGUGCAUCUGAAGAAGAGCGAGAACAACUGGGCUUAACGCCCGUGGAGCAUUUUGAUUACUUGAAUCAAGGCGGCGCCCCACGGAUCGAGGGUGUGGACGAUGCAAAAGACUUCAAGGAGACACGGCAAUCGCUUGACAGGCUUGGUGUCUCGAAAGAGGUGCAGACUUCAUUGUGGAGAAUACUAGCUGCACUGCUGCACAUUGGCAAUAUUAAGAUCACUGCCACUAGAACAGACUCGCAGCUAGCUGCUACCGAGCCAUCUCUAGCUAAAGCUUGCGAGCUGCUUGGGAUCAACGCCGAUGAGUUUGCAAAGUGGACAGUCAAGAAGCAAUUGGUCACACGAGGCGAGAAGAUCAUGUCCAACUUGACAGCACAGCAGGCGACCGUGGUCCGGGACUCGGUGGCCAAGUACAUCUACUCGUCUUUAUUCGACUGGCUGGUAGAGACCAUGAAUGGCUUCCUGGCGCCCGAGAAAGUCGUGGACCAAAUGGUGUCAUUCAUCGGUGUGCUGGAUAUCUACGGAUUCGAGCAUUUUGCAAAGAACAGCUUUGAACAGUUCUGCAUCAACUAUGCCAACGAGAAGCUGCAACAGGAAUUCAAUCAGCACGUCUUCAAGCUCGAGCAGGAAGAGUAUCUACGAGAACAGAUUGACUGGAAAUUCAUUGACUUCAGCGACAAUCAGCCUUGCAUCGACUUGAUCGAGGGCAAGCUGGGUAUUCUCGCUCUGCUGGACGAAGAGAGCAGACUGCCGAUGGGAUCCGAUGAAUCUUUCGUGAACAAACUACAUCACAACUUCUCGCAAGACAAGCACAAGUUCUACAAGAAGCCCCGCUUUGGGAAGAGUGCCUUCACUGUAUGCCAUUACGCGAUCGACGUGGCCUAUGAAAGUGAUGGUUUCAUCGAGAAGAAUAGGGAUACCGUGCCCGAUGAGCAUCUCGAGGUUCUGCGAGCGAGCUCCAACGACUUUUUGGUGGAGGUUUUGGAGUCUAGUGCGGCUGUUAGGGAGCGAGACACUGCUGCAAUUAACCCCAGCAAACCCAACAGUGCUGGCGUUGCGCGAAAGGGAGCCGCAUCUUCUCGCAAGCCCACUCUUGGAGGCAUAUUCAAGAGCUCGCUCAUUCAGCUGAUGGAAACCAUCAAUAACACGGAGGUUCAUUACAUUCGUUGUAUCAAGCCCAAUGAAGCCAAGGAGGCGUGGAAGUUUGAGGGACCGAUGGUUUUGAGCCAGCUUCGUGCUUGUGGUGUUCUGGAAACCGUUCGAAUCAGUUGCGCUGGGUAUCCCACACGAUGGACGUACGAAGAGUUUGCUCUGCGCUACUACAUGCUCAUUCCCUCGGCGCAGUGGACGACCGAGAUUCGGGAUAUGGCAAAUGCGAUUCUCAGGAAGGCUCUUGGUGAGGGUAAGAAGGACAAGACUGACAAAUAUCAGCUCGGUCUGACCAAGAUCUUCUUCCGGGCUGGCAUGCUUGCGUUCCUCGAAAAUCUGCGUACAACCAGAUUGAACGAUGCCGCAGUCAUGAUUCAAAAGAACCUACGCGCCAAGUAUUACCGCCGCCGCUAUCUUGAAUCAAUUGAUAGCAUCAAGACUUUUCAGGCCCAUGCAAGAGCAAACGUGGCGCGGAGAAAAGUUGAAGACAUCCGUCGUAACCACAGUGCGACCACGAUCCAACGGGUUUGGAGGGGACAGAAGGAGCGCAAACAGUACGUACAGCAGCGAAACAAUAUCAUCCGCUUCGAAGCGGCGGCAAAGGGCUGGUUAGCUCGAAAGAUGAUCCUGGACAAGAAGUACUCCGACGCGGCGACCAUCAUUCAGCGAAGCUGGAGAAGUCACAGACAGCUCAAGGGCUGGCACGACUAUCGCCGCAAGGUCACACUCGUGCAGAGCUUGUGGCGUGGUAAGACUGCUAGGAAGACUUACAAGAGUCUCCGAGAGGAGGCCAGAGAUCUUAAGCAGAUUUCGUACAAGUUGGAGAACAAGGUCGUCGAAAUCACACAGAACUUGGGCACGAUGCGAAAAGAGAACAAAGUGCUCAGGAGUCAAGUGGAGAAUCUGGAAGGCCAGGUCAAGAACUCGAGAGAAAGGUACAAUGCCUUGGAGCACAGGACGAACGAUCUACAACGAGAAGCGAAUCAGGCUGGCAUCACAUCCGCCAAGCUCGAACAGAUGGAGUCAGACAUGGCUCGCUUGCAAUUCAGCUACGAGGAGAGCACAGCGAAUAUGCGCCGCUUGCAGGAAGAGGAAAAGACUCUCCGCGAAAACUUGCGCAUCACGACACAAGAAUUGGAGUCAGCUAGAGCAGCCAAGACUGCGAGCGAGAGUGAAAAGCUUGGCUUGCGACAGCAGCUUGCAGAACUGCAAGAUCAGCUCGAACUUGCCAAAAGGGCGGUACCUGUCGGUAACGGCGACCUCACGAACGGUGUCUCUGCCGGUGCUGCGAGUGGUCUUAUCAACCUCGUGGCAUCGAAGAAGCCGAAGAGGAGAAGCGCCGGUCCUGAGACGAUUCAAACCGACAGGUUCAGCGGCACUUAUAAUCCGCGGCCAGUAUCGAUGGCGUUUGGUGCGACGGCUGGUGGGCAUACACAAAACCUUUCUGGCUCCACGUUCAAUCCUGGGCUGGAGAACGUGGAGAUGGAGCUGGAGAACUUGCUUGCUGAUGAAGAUGGGCUCAAUGACGAGGUCACAAUGGGUCUCAUCAGAAACCUGAAGAUCCCUGCGCCUGGAAGUAGCCCGCCUCCAACGGAUAAGGAGGUGCUCUUCCCGUCAUACCUCAUCAACUUGGUCACCAGCGAGAUGUGGAACAAUGGCUUUGUGAAGGAGUCUGAGCGCUUCUUGGCGAAUGUCAUGCAGUCCAUCCAACAGGAAGUCAUGCAGCACGAUGGCGACGAAGCUGUCAAUCCCGGCGCUUUCUGGCUCUCCAACGUGCAUGAAAUGCUAUCAUUCGUCUUUUUGGCAGAGGACUGGUACGAGGCGCAAAAGACAGACAACUUUGAGUACGACCGCCUGCUAGAAAUCGUCAAGCACGAUCUCGAGAGCUUGGAGUUUAACAUUUACCACACAUGGAUGAAGGUGCUGAAGAAGAAGCUGCACAAGAUGAUCGUGCCCGCUAUCAUCGAGUCGCAAUCACUGCCCGGCUUCGUGACCAACGAGAACAACCGCUUCCUCGGCAAACUGUUGCAGUCAUCCAACACACCUGCAUACAGCAUGGACAACCUUCUCAGCCUCCUCAACAAUGUGUUCAAGGCUAUGAAGGCAUUCUACUUGGAAGACAGUAUCAUCACCCAAACCGUCACGGAGCUUCUUCGACUUGUGGGCGUGACUGCAUUCAACGACCUGCUCAUGAGGAGAAACUUCCUCUCGUGGAAGCGCGGCUUGCAGAUCAACUACAACAUCACCAGGAUAGAAGAAUGGUGCAAGAGUCACGAUAUGCCUGAAGGCACUUUGCAGCUUGAGCAUUUGAUGCAAGCCACCAAGCUGCUGCAGCUGAAGAAGGCUACCCUGAAUGACAUCGAGAUCAUUCAGGAUAUCUGCUGGAUGCUCUCACCCAACCAGAUUCAGAAGCUGCUCAACCAAUAUCUUGUUGCCGACUAUGAACAGCCCAUCAACGGCGAGAUUAUGAAAGCUGUCGCCUCGCGCGUGACAGAUCCUAAAUCCGAUGUUCUCCUCUUACAAGCUGUCGACAUGGAAGACUCCGGGCCCUAUGAAAUUGCAGAACCUCGUGUCAUCACCGCUCUGGAGACCUAUACGCCUAGUUGGCUACAGACACCUCGCCUCAAGCGCCUCGCAGAAAUCGUCUCUGCGCAAGCCGUCAUGCAACAGCAACUCGAUGCCAACGCCAUGGGUAAAGUCUUGGAAGAGGAUGGCAUGGAUCUGCAUGAGGGUCAAUGGCCUGUACCGAAUGGACAUCUAGGCAAUGGGCAUGGAAUGAAUGGUCGAGCCACUGGAUUGGGAGUACAAUAUCCUGAUGACCAGGAUGGCAUGAGUGAUGAUGGCGCGGAUUACAGAUAGGAUCUGGAUUCUGAAGAGGACCUCUUAAUAGAGCCGUCAGAUGAGGAACUUGCUGCGUAUCAUCGUACUUCUGCUGAUGCAUGUCAGUUGAAGCGUUUGAGGGAUGGGACAGUUGAGCUGUACUGAGACAUGGAAUGAGUGUGCUGGGAGCAGAUUGCGAAGUGGACUUGGGAAGUUCGCCUCAAAAUGAUGUUCGAUUAUGCUUAUCGUGCAGAAAAGGUCUUUGGGCUUUCAACAACAUUAUCAUCAUCAUCAUCAUCAUAGCGACUGGUACGUUUUUCCAGUCUUCGCAACGAAGCAUGGCAUUUGCUUCUGAGGGGCGGAGAUGGAUGGAUGGAUGGUUGGUCAUAAGAAUAGUGUAUUACUUCUUGUGUGUGUGCGUGAAUCUCUCUUCAAAAC